AUGGGUCGAGGACGAGGCUCAGCACUGCCUCUUCGGCCGCUGAAGCGACGCGAAAGAUCGCUUUCGCUGGACCGCAAGCCACUCCACGAUGCAAACGACUCGCAAAUUCCAGAUUCGCCUCCAGAAGACACGCACGAUCCGGCGCCAAACAGCUAUGCCUCGCACCCAGCACCAAUCCAAAAUCUUCCCACCGUCUCCGAUAUCCCUCGCGAACUGCGGCCCCAGGAGCAAAGACCAAAAUCCACGUACGAGCAAGUCAUCAAGUGCCGUAGAAUCGAAGAUCCCAGCAAUCCAAACCCUCCCGAUCCCCGCCGAAUUGCUGCAACUCAUCACAUCCUUCGCUCCCCACAACAAGCCCAACCGCUCCGCUACUGGUUGACAUAUAUCAUUCCGAUCCUCCUGCUCAGCAUCACGGCCAUCCUGAUCACAUUUUCUUUAUACAGGAACCAGCGUGACCAUGAAUGUCUUCGCCUUGACAUUGCGGAUUCGAGAAAUUUGCAGUGUGGGGAUUAUGUGGAUGGGGGGGCGCAGUCGAUGCCGAAAUGUCAUGGGUUGUCGAUGAUGAGGAUUGGAAAUGCGACGGCCAAGUUUGACGGGUUGGUUUGGAGGGCUUGGACUUUUGCUUAUGCUUUUGGGGAGGAGACUUUUGCUUGUGCGAGUUUUUUUGACAGGUGGGAGUGUAGAGAGGUUGGGUGUGUGGGGGAGGAGUGUGAGGGGUUUGGAAAUGUUUGUGUUGAUGAGGGUGCGAGGGGGGAGGAGGACGAGGACGAGGACGAGAAUGAUGAGGAUGACGAUGACGAUGACGAUGAGGACUCUCCGCUUGGGAAUGCACUUUGA
Molecule: messenger RNA, 837 nt
Organism: Pseudocercospora fijiensis CIRAD86
Lineage: Eukaryota; Fungi; Ascomycota; Dothideomycetes; Mycosphaerellales; Mycosphaerellaceae
Exons: 2
Coding region: 1-837 (278 amino acids)
Source: RefSeq, a predicted model, not a curated record